CACGAUACAGGUGCAAACACCACAAAAAUACACCCUUCCAUUAAACAGCUUCAGAAAUCGGAAGGGUUUAAGCUUUAGCGAAUUAAAACAGGUAAAAGGGUAGCAGCACAAAAAGGGGCAAAUCUCGUUGUGCUUGAAUAAAACAGUAGAAAAAUGAGCGAUGACACAAAGAAACGCAGCAAUGGAGCAGGCGGUGCAGCUGGAGGUGCGGGAUUUAGGGCUAAGUUAGACCACUAUUUGUACAGCGGUGAAAAGAAACAUGUCUUUGCAGGCAUCGCCAUAUUUGGAGUCAUCUUUGGCAUUCCAUGGUAUCUCAUGAACCAGGUUUAUGGGAAGUUAGAAGCUGUGCGCUCGAAAUCUUAUACUGGACCAGUUGAGAUGUCUUUCAUGGCACAAAGCAUCAAUCUCAUCAAGAUUACUUGGAAAAGGCCGAUAAAGCUAGGAGUGCCAGGCUUUCUGCUAGUUCAUCCACGCCUAAAUGAAGACAAUAAGUCUCCAUCAUUUCAUUUUAUUCCUUUUUUCUUUUGGAAAUACUUCCUAUAAGUUGGUUGUNUAUGAAAUUACAAGUUUUUGUAUGAA
Messenger RNA from Striga asiatica, 579 nucleotides. The record is from the annotation of a GenBank genome assembly. NCBI's taxonomy places the organism in Eukaryota, Viridiplantae, Streptophyta, Magnoliopsida, Lamiales, Orobanchaceae.